ACAGAAAAAUGUUUGGAGACGGCGUCCUCCCCCCCCCCCCCACUAUCUUAUCUAUCACAGCGGGGGGGGGGGUCGCGCCAUUAAAAUCAAACGCACACCCGGGCGCACGCAGCAGACCUGCUCGAAGGCGAAGAACAUGAGCGCGCUCCUGUUGCUUCUCGUCCUGGUCCUGGUCCUGGUCCUGGUCCCGGUUCCGGUCGGCGCUGUUGCUGUCCCCCAGGAGCGGCUGCUCCUCGGGGCCUUGGGCAUCUCCGAGCGGCCGCGCACGGGCCUCCGCGGCUCCCGGCCCCAGCGCCACGACGUCCCUCCCGCCCUCUGGAGGAUGUUCCGGAGGUCGGAGCUCGAGCGCGUCCGAGCCGGCGAGAGCGAGCCGUGCGCGGUGUCGGAGUACGGCGUCCGCGGCAACAUCAUCAGAUACGUGCAAGACCAAGGCGCUGCGGUUCCGGGUUCUGGCACGGCAUGUCCAGGCUGCGUGGACCGGCAUCUGUUUUUCAACCUGGGGGCCAUGGAGUCGUCCGAGGUCUUGUCCCUGGCUCAGCUGCAGGUCCACUUCCCGGGGAGGGCGGACCUCCUACGAAGCGGUCCCGCUCUGAGCGCCGUUCUGUACAAGGUGGUCCGGCCCACGCUGAAGGGCGGCGGCGGCGACGUCGGAGCCGACCGCCGCCUCCUCCUGUCCCAGUCGGUCCGGCCGGGCCCGCGGGGGGCGUCGGUCGUGUCGGACGUCACCGCUCUGGCCGAGUCGUGGCGCCGCCCGGCCCGCAAUCACGGUCUGCUUCUGGAAGUCCGACCUCUGGAGGCCGACCCGGAUCGGUCGUGGGCGGCGCCCCCUGUGCGGGCCUCGCUCGUGGUGGUGUCGCUGCACCCGCAGCAGUGCCGAUCCCGGCGACGGAGGAGCGCCGCCCGCGCCUCGCCCCCGGUGUCGCCCAGCAACGUCUGCAAGGCCCGCCGCCUCUACGUGGACUUCAAGGACGUGGGCUGGCAGGAUUGGAUCAUCGCGCCGCAGGGCUACGUGGCGAACUACUGCCACGGGGAGUGCCCCUUCCCCCUGAGCGACAGCCUGAACAGCACCAACCACGCCAUCCUGCAGACUUUGGUCCACUCGCUGGACCCGGACGGCACCCCGCAGCCCUGCUGCGUGCCGGUCCGCUUCUCGCCCAUCUCCAUGCUCUACUACGACAACAACGACAAUGUGGUGCUGCGCCAUUACCAGGACAUGGUGGUGGAUGAGUGCGGCUGCCGGUGACCCGAAGACCCCGGCGAUAUCCUGUCGCCGCCACGAAAUUUGAAGUCGGCGUAAUAAGUUUUUAAAGUCCGCUAUUGACACCGAAGCGUUCGACAGCUAUCGGAAAUCUCGGGGACUAGUGAGGCCGACGUGGCGCGCUAGCGUGCCAGCCGUCAGUUGGUUUCCACGGUUGUCGUAAAAAUGCGAGUCGCCGGAGCUUGCGAUUUGUUCGCGGGUGUCAACGCUGCGGUUUGCAUUCUACAACUACUCUCACAGUAUUUUGAACUAUAUUUUCUCAAAAUGUUUUUUGUCAUUAAGAGGUUACGGAUUUUCUUCCUUUUUGCCGUGUUCCCUGUAUUUUAUUGCUAGUGUUCACUUAUUUUCGCCAGAUCUACUUUCCUUAUUGGCUUCCACGGGGCCCACCAGACGGUUCUUUUACGUUUUAAAUAAAAGCAACACACGUUCAAGUUCAGACACUAAAUUCCUGUGAAAUGUGAGGAUGGUGACCUCCAGUGGACAAAAAUAAUAUGUGCAACUCGUGCGUAUUUUGUAUUGGUCUUGUGCGUUAAACAUUUAAAUAAAUGGGAAUAAUAAAGUCAAUUCAGUGUGGAGAAAC
Syngnathoides biaculeatus (alligator pipefish) is the source of this 1838-nucleotide messenger RNA. RefSeq names its product growth differentiation factor 3 (gene gdf3). Gene Ontology annotation, molecular function: cytokine activity; growth factor activity. Gene Ontology annotation, biological process: BMP signaling pathway; SMAD protein signal transduction. The transcript is spliced from 2 exons. Gene Ontology annotation, cellular component: extracellular region. The record is from RefSeq and is a predicted model, not a curated record. Lineage: Eukaryota; Metazoa; Chordata; Actinopteri; Syngnathiformes; Syngnathidae. The coding region runs from base 137 to 1243 and encodes 368 amino acids.